AUGAAUUGGUUAUCUAAAUUGAACCAUUCUCCCAGAGCAGAAAAUGCUGCACAAAAAAAAAAGAUAUCGGGAACGUCCGAGACUAUAUCAAAGUACGUGUACAACGAUAUACUUGGGGUUCAAACCGAGAUUAAAAGGUUGAACGAAAAGACUGGAGUCUUGACGUCAAAUGGGAUCUUCUCCAGACUUUAUACCUUAUUAGGAGAAGAGCAAGCAAGAGAAUAUGAGAGCUUGAGAAAAAAGUUUAGGUAUGAGAAAUCCAAGGCAUUUUACGAUGAACAACUCCAAUUAUACAAGCUGCAUUUACAAGAAUUGGUGCAUAUCUUGGAUAUGUUUCAAAACAGUCAUACUAGUAAUAUUUAUAAAGGAAACCAGUCCAAAAGGAAAAGUACGAGCCUUGAGGAAAAUCGUACUGGAAGUAGUUCAGCGUCCCUCCUAUCAAAAGAGGAAGUCGAUGAGAUCAUUAACAACGAAGCUCCAGAUCAGUUGAUUGAUCCCAUUUCGUUCAAUUUAUUUUCCGAUCCAGUGGUAACUCCUUCUGGAAUAACAUAUGAAAAGUCGCUUUUGCUCCAACAUAUGCAAGCAAAGGGUGGGUUCGAUCCACUUACUAGAGCUCCAAUCAAAGAAUCUCAGUUAUACUCAAAUUUGGUUGUGAAAGAGCUGGUUUUGGAAUAUAUGAGAAGCAAAGAAGAAGAGAUCACUAAAGCUAAAGCAUAA
This is a messenger RNA of Dujonia railenensis, 717 nucleotides long. NCBI's taxonomy places the organism in Eukaryota, Fungi, Ascomycota, Pichiomycetes, Serinales, Debaryomycetaceae. The record is from the annotation of a GenBank genome assembly.